Molecule: messenger RNA, 5563 nt
Organism: Coregonus sp. 'balchen'
Lineage: Eukaryota; Metazoa; Chordata; Actinopteri; Salmoniformes; Salmonidae
Source: the annotation of a GenBank genome assembly
AUGUUUUGUGGAGUGUUCUCCGAGAAGCUAACGGAAGAAGCAGUACGCUGGCAUUUGGCUGUCAAUGAACAGCCUCGUUUUCCAUGUCUUGAUUUUAUUAGAAUCAGUAGAGAGAACUGGCAAUGCCUUCAAUGUUGCACAAUCAUCCACUGUGUGGUUAGUGGUGUUGCAUCUUGGUUUCAGCUGUGUGUAGGAAAUUAAUUUCGUUCGUGAUACAUAAGUGUUGUUAGUGUAGUGUUAAAUGGUAGGGUAUUAUUAUUAAUUUUUUUAAGCAAAGUAUAAGGGAGUUACAUUCAGUAUAGAAGGUGGCGGUAAUGCAACAUUUAUUGGAUGCCAACCACUGUUAAUCCUCAUCGAAGAAGAAGUGGGCUAGCUACUUACGUCUUUGCAAAUCUAGUUAGUAGAGUCAAAUGUAGGUUGCAUGUCUGCUGUGGGAAUACUGAUACCUCCUACAAUUUCAGCAGCUUCUAAACUUUAAUUUCUUACAUUGAACCCUGUAUCGAAAGUGGCUAUGGCGUUGAUUUAAGUGGCCAGGUCAUUGAUAGUACAGGAAAAGUGAAAUGAGAGGCUUUCCCGUGUUUGAUGGGUCCUCAGUCCCUAUUGAACCCUGGUUCUCUCAGACAUACAUUCAGAGAAUUUGGGCCAUUCUGAUCAUUCGGGAAACCAAACGUAAUUUGCACAACUUUGUUCCACAGGGACGAGUCAGGACUAAGACGGUGAAAAAGGCCGCCCGGGUCAUCAUUGAGAAGUACUACACCCGGCUGGGAAAUGACUUCCAUACCAACAAGAGGGUGUGCGAGGAGAUCGCCAUCAUCCCCAGCAAGAAGCUCCGCAACAAGAUAGCUGGGUGAGUCUUUCUUUAGACAUAUGGUCUCUGAGUGGAGCAAAGAAGGUGACCAAGUGAGCAGUGUUUCUCAACCAUUUAUCUUGGUGGCACCACUGGCCUUUGAGAAGAUUCAAUCUUUAGAGCAGUGACUUUGAAAAACUCAGAUUUGGCUGUAUGCAGUCUUUUUAAAGGACGACCAUUACAUAAUAAUAAUAAUAACAUUACAUGUAGUUCGAGCACACAAUGGUAGUGUUUGUGGGCAGGUGGGUAUUUUGUAUUUGUGGAUGAGAUGGGGUGGCAUGUACAUAAAUAUGUUUAAGGUGGUUGUGUAUGAGAUGGAUUGUUUAGGGGUUUCCCCUUUGUACUGAGAUCUUGAUGGAUGCUAUGGGAUGAAGCACUAUCACUUUGUAGUCGACCGAAGCACGUUUCCUCGCCAUCGGCUGGAACUGUUUGUGAAAUUUGGCAGCUGAUUGCAUGGGACAACGUUCGGUUAGGGUCAGCCAUAUUGUGCAAGUGUUUGUCGCAUGCAAAAAAACGAUAAACAGACCAGCGUACUGAAGGUUGGGUUGAUGACGCUUCCCUGUGGACAUGGGGACAAAAUCAAAAUCAGCAGACAGGUAAAGUUGAAAUUAAGUUUGUUCAAGAUUCUGACUUGUAAUGGGAUUGUUCGGGAAUGCAGAGCCUACAUGAUAGAGACGAGUAAGUAUUUCACUAUAGGAUUCUAAGAGGCUAGUUUAUGCAGUGUUUUUUGUGGCUGGUGUUGCCUAUGGAUUGAAUUUGGGCUUAAAAUGUAAACAUAAAACGUAUUGGUCAACCCUGAAGUAGCUCAUUCAUUACAUUUGUUCAUGUAACGUUGACUAUACUGCAGUUCAAUCAGAUUGGAUUUCAACACUACUUGUAAUAGCAUGGGUGAAAGACAGCCAGGACUCCUUCAUUCUAUCAUAUCCCUGACCUAGCGUAUUAUUGCUAGUUUGCCACUUAAAACCCUGUAUCGAAAGUGACUAUGGCAUGACUGUUGCCAUUGUCAUUGAUAGUACAGGAACAGUGAUUUUUGAAAGCUUUUCCCGUGUUUGUUGGAAUACCUGUUCCUGUCAAACCCUGUAUCUUUCAAACAUCUUCCACAUCCGCAACAAUCUAAACUUGUGUGAGACCUCAUUCUCAUGUUAGGCUAGUUUUUAGUGAUCUAGCUUUUUGUUGUCGUUGCUUGAACCCAUGGUGUGAUCCAAUGCUGUGACAAUUGUGAAGUUGAAUGUGAAUUAACUGGAUUCUUGAUUGUGUCCUCAGGUAUGUGACCCAUCUCAUGAAGCGCAUCCAGAGGGGCCCCGUCAGAGGCAUCUCCAUCAAGCUCCAGGAGGAGGAGAGGGAGAGGAGGGACAACUACGUCCCAGAGGUAAGCGUGCCCCUCACCCACACAGGGCCUAAAAAUAACUUUCAACUUUAGAUUUUUUUUUUAAUCAACCAGCCACAGUUUUUACCAGCCAAAAUAUUUUUGGCCCGUAUUUACACUAACCCCCCCCCCCAAAAAAAAUGGAUGAAAUUGCUUAGCAAUGUUUCUAAAACAAGAAAUGUAUUAGUAGUAAGAAGUAAUGUGGUAUAUUGCUGAAUUUAAUAUUCUCUGACCUUUUAACAAAAAUAUCAGACACAUUGUCAACUGCCCCUUUAAGGUUACCAUGGUAAUGGGGCCGUCAGUCAUGUGUGCCUGUGAGAAUCUCACUAGUAAAGGCUGACAAUGUCUCUUUGCUAGCAGUAAAAGCAAACUCAAACAUUGAAAAGCAACCUAGCUUGUGAACAAAACAAUGUAAAUAGCCAAGAAACACAAGGACAAAGUCUCACUAGACUUUCAAGUAAAUUAGACCAUUGCUUCAGCACUUCACUCAGUGCGCACAGCCCCUCAGAGCGCACAGCCCCUCAGACAGGCAGUGGUGCCGCUCGUGGUGGGAUAGCUAUAGCGUUAUGAUUCAUAUUUCUUUGUGCAUUACCAGAUAAGAAAGAAAACUGCUGAAAUACUUUGAAAACAGCUACUGCCGCAUUUAUUUAGCUAUAAAUCACAACUCGCACGUGCUCAUACUUGUCUUUUGACAAUUUUUAUGAAAUGCUUGCACUGUAGAUCCCAGAGUGUGACCGAAUUAGACAUUCUUACCCACCGAUGCUAAAAUCUACCCGCAUUUGGCUGGUGGCAGGUGUUAAUUCUAGGCCCUGCACCCAUACCUCUGAGCAUCAGACAACGCCAAGGUUGUGGGUUAAAUUCCCACAGUACACAUACAAAAAAAUGCACGCACUCACUGUACUUUUAAGUUGGUUCGGGUAAUUGUUUUCAGUGGCAUAUGUUAAGUUACUCGCUCCUAGUAGGAACAGGCUAGAGGAGUCUUAAUGACAAUGGACUAGCCAAAUCUGUUUUGGUGCUUGUGGCGUAUAGCUGGGAAAUGUCAAUCUCUAAUGAAACUGCACAUUUUAGUGACCUUUUAUUGUCCCCAGGCCAAGGUGCACCUGUGUAAUGAUCAUGCUGUUUAAUCAGCUUCUUGACAUGCCACACCUGUCAGGUAGAUGGAUUAUCUUGGCAAAAGAUAAAUGCACACGAACUGGGAUGUAACCAAAUUUGUGCACAACAUUUGAAAAAAAAAGCUUUUUGUGCGUAUAGAAAAUGUCUGGGAUCUUUUACUUCAGCUCAUGAAAAAUAGGACCAACACCUUUACAUGUUGCGUUUAUAUUUUUAUUCAUUGUAACAUUCAAUAUUAUCACUGGUAUUGACAAUGGAAGGCUGCUGGUCUCUGAUGCCAUGUAUUGUACAGUAUCUCCUGCCGUUGUGGCCUUGAACAAGGCACUUAACCCCCCCCCCCCACAAAGUAAAAUACUGCACCGAUAGGCUAAUGUAUAAAACACGUGAUCCGUCAACCCUUCAUAUGGAGAGUUACUGGGUGUGCAGGCUUUUGAUCCAACCCUGCUCAAACACACCAGAGUCAGCUUAUCAAGGUCUUGUUGAACAGCUGUUUUCUAAAAUGUGGUGUGUUUGAGCAGGGCUGGAGCAAAAGCCUGCACACCCAGUAGCUCUCCUGGAAUCUCCUGGAGGAGGGUUGGCCACCCUGCAACAUUACAAUUACAACCAAAUACUUUUGUCUUUAUAAAAUAAUUCCCUCAUUCAAUGAACCAGGGAUCAAAUGGCUAAGGUGAGCGAGGUAGCUAACUAAGAUGUUAAUCUAUGUGUAAGGUUAAAAUAUUGUGUUCAGUUCUUGACAGCAUUGGAGUUACUUGUCAAUUAGGCUAUUCUAAGAAUAUAUUUGUUUAACUUUGUCAGAAUAACAUGGCCAGUAUUAAGUAGAGGAGAAUCUUAGCGCUGUAUCAUUAUUUUACCUGCUGCGUAAAUGUCUCGCUCUCCUCUGGCAACGGCCCACUGGCACACCAUGACUAUUCCAGGAUUUUCAUUGCUGACCCAAAAUGAGCUAUAACUGGGCAAAUAACUCACAAACUCGCAAUGAAUAUCAACAAAUGUGCACACGCGUAUCUCGCUUUCUCAAAAACGCAUCUUGUGACUGACUGCAUGAUUUGAAAGACUGCUCGUGCCUGUCAAUGCAGGUCUACAAUAAUUUCAUCCGGAAGACACUGAUCCAAUUCUGAUUGGAGUAGCCUAAUUGUUUGAUAUUCUGGUUUUGACUUUUUUUCUUCUCAUUUUUUAACUUGUCCUUUUGGUCAACUUAAAGCUAUAUUCUUCUUGUUUGACUAUUUUAUUUUCUUGCCCUGGGCAAGUGGACAAGCGUUAAUGUCAAGCUGUGAUAGCUAUGCAUGCUUCUACUUUGCCUAGGCACCAUAAGAUGCAUUCUCAAACUGCUUUUAGUCAUCAACGAUCGUCUUGCUUUGCUCCCAUUGGGUAUCUUCAGUCUAUAGAUGGGAUGUGAUACCUUUUGAAUCAGUCUGAAAUUCUCUUUGAUUAGCCCUGUAUCGAAAGUGACAAUGGCAUGACUGUUGCCAUAGUCAUUGAUAGUACAGGAAUAGUAAUCUUGAAAGCUUUUCCCGUGUUUGUUGGAAUACCUGUUCCUGUCAAACCCUGUAUCUUUUAAACAAUGUGUUAAGACCGCAAACCUUGCCCCGGGUAGCCAGUAACUGCUGUAUUCGCUGUUGAAUUGGUGUCAUAUUUAACUGACAGUGUUGCCUGUUUAAUAUACACACUAUUAAUAGUGUUUGGUGGACAGCGCUGACAUACCAUUAGCACAGUAACUAAAUCUUUGUUUUUGUUUCCAGGUGUCUGCUCUCGACCAGGAGAUAAUUGAGGUCGACCCAGACACCAAGGAGAUGCUCAAGCUACUGGUAAGUCCCUCACAGGCAGCUACGUUUAGUGUCUUGAUAAUGAAUGUAUGUUUAGCCAGAAGAUGACACCUUGGUUUUAACCCUGUAUCAAAAGUGACAAUGGCAUGAUUGUUGCCAUAGUCAUUGAUAGUACAUGAACCAUGACUUUUAGAUUUUCCCAUGUUUGUUGGAAUACCAGUUCCUGUCAAACCCUGUGUCUUUCAAAUAUCUUCCACGUCCUCCCUAGUAUUAACUUCAGCGUGAAACUACUUGCCGAUACGAGACCAGUCUUCUGCGAUUUACAUUGUUAGCAUUAACCUGUGGUGUAUUCUGAUGGUUACUUGAUGGUUAAAUUUGAUUUUAUCUUCCUCUUUCCUCCAGGACUUCGGCAGUUUGUCAAACCUGCAAGUCACCCAGCCAACUGUCGGAAUGAACUUCAAGACACCGAGAGGAGUCUAG